Messenger RNA from Cottoperca gobio, 779 nucleotides. It is a transcript of the gene czib, whose product is annotated as CXXC motif containing zinc binding protein. Gene Ontology annotation, molecular function: zinc ion binding. Bases 72 to 554 code for a protein of 160 amino acids. The record is from RefSeq and is a predicted model, not a curated record. NCBI's taxonomy places the organism in Eukaryota, Metazoa, Chordata, Actinopteri, Perciformes, Bovichtidae. The transcript is spliced from 8 exons.
CAUUCAGCGACCAGAAUUUGCGAGAAGUACCUGAAGGCAGCAGGAUAUGUUGUCAGUGGGAAAGCUUCAAGAUGGUGAAGUUUGGGCUCCAGUUCAAAGCCACAUUGGAAAAUGUCACCAAUGUGAAACCAUUGGGCGACGACUUCCGCUGGUUUCUGAAGCUGAAGUGUGGAAACUGUGGAGAGAUCCCAGAUAAAUGGCAGUAUGUAACUCUAGAGGAGAGUGUGCCACUAAAAGGAGGAAGAAGCAGUGCCAGUAUGGUGCAGAAGUGUAAACUUUGUUCCAGGGAAAAUUCAAUUGAUAUCCUGGGAGACACAAUCAAACCUUACAAUGCAGAGGACAGCGAAAGAUUCAAGACGAUGGUGCAGUUUGAGUGUCGAGGUCUGGAGCCCAUUGACUUCCAACCUCAAGCUGGCUUUGCCGCACAAGGAGAAGAGUCUGGAACACAGUUUCCUGAAGUCAACCUGCUAGAAAAAGACUGGACAGACUACGACGAGAAGGUCAGGGAGUCAGUGGGAAUAUAUGAGGUCACACACAAGUUCAUCAAGUGCUGAUGUCAUCAUGAGAGGAGCCUCAGAGCUGGGAGAAUGAACACUGCAGCCAAACAUAUUCGAGCCUCUUUGCUGGCAUCAAAGAUGCUUCAGAUGCUGCGGGGCGAGGUUUGGUUGAUGAAUAUUAACUGGUGUGGAUUAAUGCCACGUCUAUACACGUCUUGGAUUAAUCAACAUGUUCAAAGCUUUUUUCACUCCCUCAAUAAAAUUGAAAGGUGACAAUUUUGA